CCCGGAUUCAUAACAACAGCUGAAAAGGGCUAAUCGGUUAGCCCGAAGGCUACGUGUGUUGCGCAGCUUGUGUUGCGUUUUACGAACGGUUACAUUAACCUAACCGGAACAUGGAAGAUAUCCAUGAUACGGUAGCUUAAAGGCUAAAGUCUCACUCCGAUUGAACCGCGAAAACGUUCGGACUGAAGCUAACAGUACCACGGUUCCGUGAUCCGCAGCAUCCCUGAACGUCUGUCAGGUGUCUGGUGACGGGUCUGAAUUGUUUAAAGACGUGUCCUGAUGGGGAACCAGCUGGCCGGCAUCGCCCCCUCUCAGAUCCUCUCUGUGGACAGCUACUUCUCAGACAUCCAUGACCAUGAAUACGACAAAAGUCUGGGCAGCACCCGAUUCUUCAAGGUGGCCCGGGCCAAACACCGGGAGGGCCUUGUGGUGGUGAAGGUGUUUGCCAUCCAAGACCCGUCACUUCCUCUGACCAGCUACAAACAGGAGCUGGAGGAGUUGAAGAUCCGCCUGCAUUCCUGUCAGAACUGUCUGCCCUUCCAGAAAACCUCCCUGACGGAGAAGGCUGCCAUCCUCUUUCGCCAGUACGUCCGGGACAACCUGUACGACCGUAUCAGUACUCGGCCAUUUCUUAACAAUGUGGAGAAGCGCUGGAUCGCCUUCCAGAUCCUCAACUCUGUUGACCAGGCGCACAAGGCCGGUGUCCGCCAUGGAGACAUCAAGACGGAGAAUGUGAUGGUGACCAGCUGGAACUGGGUGCUGCUCACUGACUUUGCCAGCUUCAAGCCCACCUACCUGCCAGAGGACAACCCCGCCGACUUUAACUACUUCUUCGACACGUCCAGACGUAGAACGUGCUACGUUGCUCCAGAGAGGUUUGUUGAUGGAAGCAUGUUUACCACCGAGAGCGACCAGAACACACCGCUGGUGGACCUGACAAACAACAACCAGAGGAGCCGAGGAGAGCUCAAGCAGGCCAUGGACAUCUUCUCUGCAGGUUGUGUGAUUGCUGAGUUGUUCACCGAGGGCGUUCCUCUCUUCGAUCUGUCCCAGCUGCUGGCGUAUCGGAAAGGCCACUUCCAGGCAGAGCAGGUCCUCCUGAAGAUCGAGGAUCAGAGCAUCAGAGAGCUGGUGGUUCAGAUGGUUCAGCGGGAGCCGGAGAAACGUCUGUCGGCCGAGGAAUAUCUGAAACGGCAGCGAGGAAAAGCAUUCCCUGACAUUUUCUACACCUUCCUGCAGCCGUACAUGGCCCAAUUUGCCAAAGAGACCUUCCAGUCUGCAGAUGAACGGGUCCUCAUCAUACGCAAAGACCUUGACAACAUCCUGCACAACCUGAGAGGAGGCUCCUCCUCCUCCUCCUCCUCUUCAUCCCAGGACGGCAGCCAAGGAGUAGGACGCCCCCAGGAGGAGCAGGGUCUUGUGGUGCUGGUUUCCGUCAUCACCUCCUGCCUGCAGACGCUGCACUCCUGUGACUCCAAGCUGGCCGCAUUGGAGCUCACCCUGCACCUGGCGCCGCAGCUCGGCGUGGAUAUCCUGCUGGACCGCAUCACGCCGUACUUGCUGCACUUCUGCAGCGACCCUAUGCCUCGUGUGCGCGCACAGGCCAUCAGAACACUCACCAAGGUUCUGGCGCUGGUGAAGGAGGUGCCCAGAAAUGACAUCAACAUCUACCCGGAGUACAUCCUGCCGGGCAUUGCUCACCUGGCUCAGGAUGAUGCCACCAUCGUCAGGUUGGCGUAUGCAGAGAACAUUGCCCACCUGGCAGAGAGCGCGCUGCGGUUCCUGGAGCUGGUUCAGGAGAACAACGUGAACACGGAACAGGACCUGAGUGGAGAGGACACAGAGGAAACCAACCACCCCAAUGAGAAUUACGACUCAGAGCUGCAGGCGCUGCAUGAGAUGGUGCAGCAGAAGGUGGUGACGCUGCUCAGCGACUCGGAGAACAUCGUCAAACAGUCGCUGAUGGAAAACGGCAUCACGCGCCUCUGCGUUUUCUUCGGCAGACAGAAAGCCAACGACGUCCUGCUGUCCCACAUGAUCACCUUCCUGAACGAUAAGAACGACUGGCACCUGCGGGGGGCGUUCUUUGACAGCAUCGUGGGUGUGGCGGCCUACGUGGGCUGGCAGAGCUCAUCCAUCCUGAAGCCGCUCCUGCAGCAGGGUCUGAGCGACACCGAGGAGUUUGUCAUCUACAAAGCUCUGAACGCCCUCACCUGCAUGUGUCAGCUGGGCCUGCUGCAGAAACCGCACAUCUACGAGUUCGUCAGCGACAUUGCUCCUUUCCUGUGUCACCCCAACCUGUGGAUCCGCUACGGGGCGGUUGGCUUCAUCACCAUCGUUGCUCAGAACCUCAACGUGGCUGACAUCUACUGCAAACUGAUGCCUCACCUGAACGCCUUCAUCAUGCAGCCCAUCAUCCAGAUUGAUAAGGAGCUGGUUCUGCUGAGCGUCCUGAAGGAGCCGGUGAGUCGCUCCAUCUUUGACUACGCGCUGCGGUCCAGAGACAUCGCUAGCCUCUUCCGACACCUGCUUCUGCGCCAGAAGAAGAGGGCGGGUUCCAUUCCCGAGUGUCCGACUCCCGAUGACCCGGCCAUCGCUCAGCUCCUCAAGAAGCUGCUGUCUCAGGGCAUGACGGAGGCAGAGGAGGACAAGCUGCUCGCCCUCAAGGACUUCAUGCUAAAGUCCAACAAGGCCAAAGCCAACAUGGGCGACCCGGGUCACCUGGGAGAGGCGGGGCUAACCGGCAUCAUCGACCUGGCCAUGCUUGGGAUCACCGGGCGACAGGUCGACCUAGUCAAGCCCAAAGCGGAGGCAGAUGACAAGAGAGCGAGGAAACAAACCAAGCAGGACGCCAUGAUGAACGAGGAGUGGAGGAGCAUGUUUGGGUCUCAGGAACCGCCAAGCGCACAACCGGCAGUGGUAACACAACACACUCACAACAGCCUCCACCCCCCCAGUCAGCUGAUUUCCUGUUUUACUCUUUUCCAGGCCCCUGAUGGCUCUGUCACUCAGAUGAAGAAGACAGCGGCUCCGGUGGCGCCCGCCGCACAGACAGUGGCAAGUGGCCCCGCCUACCAGCGGCGCAUCAAUACCUGUAAGGUGGAGCUUCAGCAGCUGGUGCAGCAGAAGAGGGAGCAGUGCAGCGCUGAGCGCAUGGCCAAGCAGAUGAUGGAGAGCGCUGAGUGGGAGAGCCGCCCACCCCCACCAGGGUGGCACCCGAAGGGUCUGCUGGUCGCUCACCUGCAUGAACACAAAGCUGCUGUUAACCGAAUCCAAGUGUCUGACGAACACGCCGUCUUCGCCACGGCCUCCAACGAUGGAUCCGUCAAAGUCUGGGACAGUCAGAAGAUGGAGGGGAAAACCACGACCACCAGGUCUGUACUGACGUACUCUCGGGUUGGAGGUCACGUGAAGACGCUGACGUUCUGCCAGGGUUCUCACUACCUAGCCGUGGCUUCAGAUAACGGAUCCAUCCAGCUGCUCUCCGUCGAAGCAAACAAGCCCCCAAAGUCUCCCAAAGUCCAGCCGUUUCAGUCCAGGUCUCUGGACCUUCAGGAGGAUGGCUGCGCCGUGGAUAUCCAUCACUUUAACUCAGGAGCCCAGUCGGUUCUGGCGUAUGCCACCGUUAACGGGUCACUGGUGGGCUGGGACCUCCGAUCCAACUCCAACGCCUGGACACUACGUCAUGACCUUCGACAUGGACUCAUCACAUCCUUCAGUGUGGACAUGCACCAGUGCUGGCUAUGCCUAGGUACAAGCAGCGGCAUCAUGGCAUGCUGGGAUAUGCGGUUUCAGCUCCCCAUCUCAAACCACUCCCACCCGGCCCGGGCGCGGGUCCGAAGGCUGCUGAUGCACCCGCUGUACCAGUCCUCUGUGAUUGCAGCGGUCCAGGGAAACAACGAGGUGUCCAUCUGGGACAUGGAGACCGGUGAUCGGAAGUUCACGCUCUGGGCCAGCUCGGCGCCGCCGCUUUCUGAGAUGCAGCCGUCGCCUCACAGCGUCCACGGGAUCUACUGUAGUCCUGCUGAAGGGAACCCUCUACUGCUGACGGCUGGGUCUGACAUGAGGAUCAGGUUCUGGGACUUGGCCUAUCCAGAGAGGUCCUACAUUGUGGCUGGAGGAGCCAACGACUCGCUGCAUUGUCCAUCUGUCCUCUACAGCCGCAAGAUCAUCGAAGGGACCGAGGUGGUCCAGGAGAUCCACAGUAAACAGAAGAGCGGAGCUCCAGAGGACUCUCCUCGCCACGGCCUUGAGUCACUUCCUGUUGGACACCAUGACAUCAUCACGGACAUCGCCACCUUCCAGACCACACAGGGAUUCAUCGUCACCUCGUCCAGAGAUGGAAUCGUCAAAGUGUGGAAGUGAAACUGGAACGAACAUUUGGAGUCUAAAUUUGUUUUUUUUACAUAAAACUCAAAAACUGAUGACUGCAGAUUGCUGCUGAUUGAUGCCCCUCCCCCACCUGAUGCCCCUCCCCCUCCGAUAACUAGCUGCUGUUUACAACAUUUAGACUGCUCAGGGCGGAGCCUCUACUUUGAUUCGGUUUUAGCAGAACCUACCUGAUGAACAUCCAGGGGUCUGAUGGGAAAGACCUUCAGUUGAUUGGUCGUAGCUGCUGUCGGUCACUCUCAGCUCUAACCAAUCAGAUGAGUGUUUAUUGUGAACUCACCUGUUGGUCUUGUUCUGCUUCAGUUGGAUGGUUUUAAAUCAGAACUCCAAACAAACCCGAAGGUUCCAUCAGAACUUGGUUCUGUAGGUUUUCUGGUGCAUUUAUUUCAGGCUAAAAUACUGAAUAAAAACAGUUUUCUUCAAAAGAAGCUAAGUUUAAAAUGUGGGGGAAGUGAAACCCAGGCUGCAGGGUGGAGAGGUGCGAAACAUCUCACAUUAGGAACCGGGUCAGAGUUUGAUCCAUCUUUAAUAAAAUAAGAUUCAGACGCUGUUGAUAAACUCUUUAAUAUCAGCUGAUUCCUUCUAUAAACAUCCACCUGAUUUCAUGACAGGAAACACGUGACUGGGAAGAGUUCAUGUCCAGUAGGAAGUUGAGCCCAGGAACAGGAAGUGCUCAGGAGUACAAAGGCACUGAAGGGUCACGUCAUGUUUUCCGAUUUCUCUGAUUCACAGAAACGGGUUGUAAGUUGGUCGGACCAGAACCUCCGAACCAGUAAUAAAUACGUCACAUUUAAUGCGA
Nothobranchius furzeri (turquoise killifish) is the source of this 5188-nucleotide messenger RNA. RefSeq names its product phosphoinositide-3-kinase, regulatory subunit 4 (gene pik3r4). NCBI's taxonomy places the organism in Eukaryota, Metazoa, Chordata, Actinopteri, Cyprinodontiformes, Nothobranchiidae. The record is from RefSeq and is a predicted model, not a curated record. Gene Ontology annotation, molecular function: ATP binding; protein serine/threonine kinase activity; protein binding. Gene Ontology annotation, cellular component: nucleus-vacuole junction; late endosome; phosphatidylinositol 3-kinase complex, class III, type II. Gene Ontology annotation, biological process: protein targeting to vacuole; macroautophagy; late endosome to vacuole transport.